Aspergillus steynii IBT 23096 is the source of this 885-nucleotide messenger RNA. RefSeq names its product N-acyl homoserine lactonase family protein. The coding region runs from base 1 to 885 and encodes 294 amino acids. The record is from RefSeq and is a predicted model, not a curated record. NCBI's taxonomy places the organism in Eukaryota, Fungi, Ascomycota, Eurotiomycetes, Eurotiales, Aspergillaceae. The transcript is spliced from 3 exons.
AUGCCCACCAUCCAAAACCAACUUCAGCAAGGCGCCGUCCCUGGCGCCAUAUCCAAUGUUGCUCCUCCCGGAACUAAAUUCCAUGUACUAGAAUGCGGCUGGAUGGAGUGUGACGAAGGCUUGGUCACUCGGGGCGGCAACAUCAGCUUGAAAAGCACCGAGGGCCAAUCAUUCGUCAACAAGCGAAGAGAACUGCCCAUCUACUGCAUCUUGAUCGACCAUCCGCACGAAGGCCUAAUCCUCUGGGAAACGGGUGCUGGCAAGGACUAUCCCACAGUAUGGGGCCCAGCGGCGUCUGAUAUCUUCGCUCGCGUGAACUACGAGCCGCGCCACGAGCUUCGUGCGGCCGUGGAAGCCACUGGGAACCGGAUCGAGGAUAUCAAGAAAAUCAUCAUCGGCCACCUUCACCUCGACCAUGCGGGCGGGCUAGACGAAUUCCUAGAAACAACAGAUACCGAGAUUUGGGUUCACGAGCGGGAGCUGAAUUCCGCCUUCUGGUCCGUUGCCACUGGCGCGGACGUCGGUGUCUACUUGCCGCACUAUCUCAAGCUAUCUAUGAACUGGAAGACCUUCAAUGACCAGACCAUGGACUUCUGUCAGGGGAUAACCCUGCACCAUCUCCCCGGGCACACUGACGGCUUGGUGGGCAUGCAGAUUAACAUGCCGGAGACGGGCACGUUUUUCUUCAUCAGUGACCAUUGCCAUGUGAAAGAGAAUUGGGUCGAUGGAAUUCCCCAGGGCUGGCUCGCUCGAGACCACCCAUCUUGGUUCAGAAGUACCCAGAGACUCAAGCAGCUGGAGCGCAUAACAAAGGGACAGAUCAUUCCUGGCCAUGAUAAGGAGACAUUUUUGGAUCUUCAAAAGCAAGCCAAGGUAUUCACUUAG